CGCAGACCCUCGGCUUGCAGUUCAGCGCCGCCUGCGCCCGGAGCGCUGGCUCCGCCGGCGCUGAGAAAUGGACCAAUUUUGACAAGAUGUAGCGCUGCAGCGUGCCUGAUGGGAUAUGUUCAGUCAUGGCAUCUGAACUCUCCAGAAAACCUUGCUCAGAAGCUUCCAAACCUUGUGGAACUGUACCUUCACUCAAAUAACAUAGUUGUGGUUCCAGAAGCCAUUGGAUCCCUCGUAAAACUCCAGUGUUUGGAUCUUAGUGACAAUGCCUUAGAUUGCCCAGAAAUUGGUCGUCUGAGAGCUUUACGUCAUCUUCGAUUAGCUAAUAACCAACUGCAAUUCCUACCUCCAGAGGUUGGCGAUUUGAAGGAGCUGCAGACACUAGACAUUUCUACCAAUCGUUUGCUAAAUUUACCCGAGAGGCUUCACCUGUGCCUUUCUCUGCAGUACCUCACCGCGGACCGCAAUCGUCUAUGGUGCGUGCCGCCUCAUCUCUGCCAGCUGCCCAGCCUCAACGAGCUCUCCAUGGCUGGAAACCGUCUCGCAUUUUUGCCACUUGAUCUAGAUCGAUCUCGAGAACUACAGUACGUGUACGUGGAUAACAACGUUCACCUGAAAGGCUUGCCAUCCUAUCUGUACAAUAAAGUCAUCGGGUGCAGUGGCUGUGGUGCUCCCAUUCAAGUUUCCGAGGUGAAGCUGCUUUCUUUCUCAUCGGGGCAGCUCACUGUGUUCCUCCCUGCCGAGGUGAAGGCCAUAGGGACAGAGAACGAUCACGUCCUGCCUCUGCAAGAGUUAGCCAUGAGGAGUCUCCAUCACACCUACCACAGUUUUCUUAAAGAUUUGAACUUUCUGUCUCCAAUCUCAUUACCCAUAAGUCUACUGGAGCUGCUGCACUGCCCCCUGGGGCACUGUCACCGGUGUAGUGAGCCCAUGUUUACGAUUGUCUACCCCAAGCUCUUUCCCUUGAGAGAGACGCCGAUGGCAGGGCUGCACCAGGGGAGGACAACAGUGAGCUUCGUGGCUUACUGCUGCUCUACCCAGUGUCUGCAGACUUUUGACCUACUGAGCUGAUAAACACCCGAGAGCCCCAGGAGCCUUGCCAGCCUGACACCGCGGCUGCCUGCAGAUCGCACCCUGUUUGCGUCCAGCCUGGCGGAACAGGCCCUCACAUCCUGUCCUGUGCCAUGCUGGGGGAAAGCUGCUGAGCUCUCUGGAAAUGUCGUGAUGGAGCUUCCGAGCUGAAAUGCCUUCACCCUACCCCCCCACCCCACGUUGGAAUAUAUCGUCCCCCAAAUUA
Messenger RNA from Lutra lutra (Eurasian river otter), 1297 nucleotides. Its product is annotated as leucine-rich repeat-containing protein 28-like. The record is from RefSeq and is a predicted model, not a curated record. Lineage: Eukaryota; Metazoa; Chordata; Mammalia; Carnivora; Mustelidae. Gene Ontology annotation, molecular function: protein binding.